AUGCCUGUGAGAGCUCCAAGAAUAAGCAUAAGGAUGGAGAUCAAGUUCAAGUUCCAGAAGGUUAUGUGGCUGUGUACGUGGGGGAGGAGCGAAGAAAGUAUAAAAGUUUCUUUGAAGUGUCUCUCUUGUCCAGCUUUCCAAGAACUGAUCAUCGAGUCGAUGUCAGAUGUGUUGGAUGUCAAGAUUGAAGGGCCUAUUAUGCUUUCAUCAUGCCCAACCGAUCGCUUUGAUGUGUUGAUUAGAUUGCAUUCGUGGGAUAUUGCAUGCAUGGAAGUUUAG
This is a messenger RNA of Prunus armeniaca (apricot), 279 nucleotides long. Lineage: Eukaryota; Viridiplantae; Streptophyta; Magnoliopsida; Rosales; Rosaceae. The record is from the annotation of a GenBank genome assembly.